AUGGAAGAGAGAGAUAAUACCGACACCGAUUAUGAUGUCUCCACUCAAGACACCGAGUUAGACUCAGAUACAUUGGCAAAUGACAACUCUAUUCAUGCACCAAGUUCCAGUAAAACUGAACAUCUUGAGGCUGAAAACAAGAAGCACUCUUCUGAAACGAUUAAUAAGCACAAGACAGCUAUAAAAAGAAAACUGGAUAGUGGUUCUUGCAAUGAAGAAAAGCUAAAGAUUGAGCGACAAAAAGUACAAUAUUUGCAGGAAAAGGCAAAUAGAAGAUCACGCGAAGUGGAAAAAGAUGACAACAGCAGUUUUUUCAAAAGUUUGCUGCCCCACGUUCGUAAAAUUCCACCAAACAAAAUAUUGUCAUUCCGGGGGCGGAUCCAGCAAAUGGUAGACGAAUAUGCAUAUGGACAUGGACCUAUGUACCAUGGACCUUAUGUAACCACUCCACAGAUUUCCCCUUAUUCUGGUAUCGCCGAGGGUAGCGCAUAUUCUUCGUCCUCAUCCUCACUGUACUCUGCCUCAGCCCCUUCAACAUAUGGACAUGUACUUUAUAACACAACAACUCAAGAAAAUACAUCAUUGGCAGAACCAGAGUCCCCACAAGACCUGCUAAGUAUUUAG
Messenger RNA from Ceutorhynchus assimilis (cabbage seed weevil), 624 nucleotides. Lineage: Eukaryota; Metazoa; Arthropoda; Insecta; Coleoptera; Curculionidae. The record is from the annotation of a GenBank genome assembly.